Molecule: messenger RNA, 3229 nt
Organism: Gasterosteus aculeatus aculeatus (three-spined stickleback)
Lineage: Eukaryota; Metazoa; Chordata; Actinopteri; Perciformes; Gasterosteidae
Gene: crispld2
Product: cysteine-rich secretory protein LCCL domain containing 2
Cellular component (GO): extracellular region
Source: RefSeq, a predicted model, not a curated record
GCUCGGCAUACACACGGCCCCGGUGUGCUUCAGGAACACCGCCAGCGAGCAGCAGCCGCCGUGCUCUCACAAGGGAAUAACACAGCAACCGCUUCGAAACAUUCUACCGGCUGCUGGAGGAAAAGACAGAGGUUGUGUCUGGGACUUUGCACAUAGUCGGCCUGUCUACUACGUUCUGAAAGUUCAACCCAGACAGCUGAAGUGUCAGAAUGACCUGCGCUGCCAUGACCUGGAUCCCUCUCCUCUCCCUCCUGCUGCUGUGCGUCAGAGACUCAGCUUCCCUCUUCCUGCCCGACUCCAAUGAGCUCAGGCAGCCGCUGAGCCGCUACGAGGAGGCGGCCAACCAGGGCGGCGCCAGCGACACAGCCGUCAACCGGACCCGACGUGCCAUCCGCUGGUCGGACCGGGAGGAGAUCCUCCUGAUGCACAACAAGCUGAGGGGCUCCGUUUACCCCACCGCCUCCAACAUGGAGUACAUGGUUUGGGAUGAUGAGUUAGAGCGGUCUGCCACUCAUUGGGCAGAGCAGUGUCAUUGGGACCACGGACCCGAGGACCUUCUCGUGUCUAUUGGACAAAACCUGGCCGUUCACUGGGGAAGAUACCGCUCUCCUGCUGUCCAUGUCCAGGCCUGGUAUGAUGAAGUCAAAGACUACACCUAUCCCUACCCGCAGGAGUGCAACCCCUGGUGUCCAGAACGCUGCUCAGGGCCUAUGUGCACCCAUUACACCCAGCUGGUCUGGGCAACCACUACCCGAGUGGGCUGUGCUGUGCACACGUGUCCAAGUAUGAACGUGUGGGGAGAAACAUGGGAGAACGCUGUUUACCUUGUGUGUAACUAUUCCCCAAAGGGCAACUGGAUCGGCGAGGCUCCAUACCAGCACGGCCGCCCUUGUUCCCAGUGCCCUCCCAGCUAUGGGGGAGGGUGUAAGAAUAACCAGUGCUUCAAAGACUCCCAGCGCUCAGAGACGGAGGACAUGAACGAGGUGGAGAAGCCUCAGGUUCCACUGCCUCCUCGUACCACCGCCAAACCGGCUCCCAGACCCAAACCGGCUCCUCCCAAAAAACCGUCAUCCAAACCCUCGGCUCCUAAGCCCAACGCACCAGGGUCUUCAAAGACUCCCAGCAACACAUUUCUUGCUCAACAAAUCAAGUGUGAGACUCGACUGCGAGACAAGUGCAGAGGCGCUACCUGCAACAGAUACACGUGUCCUGCCAAUUGUCUGAAUAAGAAAGGGAAAGUUUGGGGAACUGUCUUCUACGAUGUGCAAUCAAGUAUUUGCCGUGCUGCUAUUCAUUUUGGUGUCAUUGACAACAACGGAGGAGUGGUUGACACAACAAGGAAGGAGAAGUUUCCAUUCUUUGUCAGAUCCACUAAGAAUGGCAUUGAAUCCUCCAGUAAAUAUAAACCCGGUAAUGCCUUUGUGGUGGCCAAAGUGGAAGAGAUGACUGCUGACUGCUACACCACAGUGGCUGAGAUCUGCCCUUUCACGAAGCCCAACUCCCGUUGUCCAAGGAUCUUCUGUCCAUCCAACUGCAAGACUCAGCCUUCCUAUUGGUCGCCUGUAAUUGGAAACAAUAUCUACACAGAUAGCUCCAGUAUUUGCAAAGCAGCAAUCCAUGCAGGGGCAAUCAAGGCAGAAGGCGGUUUUGUGGACGUUCUGCCACUGGACAAGAGAAAGAACUAUGCUGGAGUCCUGAAGAAUGGCAUCCAGUCUGAGAGGAGGAGCAACAUGGAGGGAAACUCCUUCCGAGUUUUUGCUGUGAGGGAGUGAGACUUCUGAUCAGAAUUCCAGAGACCAACAGAGUCACCUCAGCUUCUCUUGAAGAGCCGGACGUGCCCGCAGGUUGGAAACCAUAGCUGUUACCAUCUGUCUCCUGCCUUCAGUGGAAACAGAAAGUCCCAGCAGAUUCCCUCUCUGUUUGUAAAAAAUACCCAUCCAGUUAAAGUUGUUGUUGAUUAUGUUGAAGGAACUUUUGAUAUUUUUUUUAUUUUUUACUUCAGAUAUGGAUAUUUCUACAUAGUCUCUUAAUCCGUGAAUACAGAAUGUUUUUAUAUAUCAUGACCAGUUGGCGCUGGAAGCUUCAAUUCGGACAUGUUUUAGGGAAAGUAUUAUGUUUACAUGGAUGCUCCUUUUACAAAUUGAAAUAUGUUUUCUUACACAGGAAUGUAUAUUGAUCACAAUGUAUUUAAUCACCAUGUACAGAAUAUAUGAUAUUUUGUUUGUUUUAAAAAUGGAGUACCAUAUAUUAACAUUUUAGUGUCUAUUCUGAUUUCAUAUUUCAUUUUAUCGCCCUUUUCUGCUCACCCAUAUAUUCUUAACGUUUUGCUCCUGAGGAUUUGGCCUGUGAAACCAAAUCAAAGUUCAAAGUUGUAUUUAUAAGUUAAGUAUAAGUUAAGAGGCUUUGUCGGCUAGGUAGAACAGAACUCGUCAAGAAGACACAGAAGGGGAGGAAAUAGGCAGGUAAUAGGGAGGUAAUAGGGAGUGUAUACAGGCAGUAGCAGGUUGUUCAUCGGUUGUUUCAUUUCAUUGUGUUACAUUGCUUGGUUCAAUGUAGUACUUUGCAGCGGAGGAUGGCUCCUCAGAAUGGUGGCAAUAUUGUAUAUAUAUAAGAUAACAUUCACAGACUAUCUAUCUACUAUCGCUUAGGGCUUUCCUCGUUUCUUCAUCUCUCUUGUAAAACUUAUGAAAAUGCUAAAUUUGUCCCCUCGUCCUCUCAGAUGAUUGCGUCAUAUUUAAGGUGAGAGUGAGCUGAUUUGUCAACACUAGCCCAUGCGCGUGAAUGCGUUAAAGAUCAUCAUCAGACUCCACUUUAUUCAUUUGUAACAACUUGUGCUACAGACACCUGUGAUCUGGAUCACUAUCCUGGGCCGAGGCACCGUUUGACUACAUUUCUCAUUAUUUAAAAACAAAACAAAGUAAAAACAAAAAAUAAUUCAGUAUAGUAAGUAUCUGACAUGAAAACUGAUGAAACAGUCCAAUUUGUCGUGUAGGACAUUUGGGUCCAUUUGUACCAUUACGAAUUGUUAUUUUUUACCAAGAAAACAACUAAUCUUUAUUUCUUUAUUCUACCUCAAUCCUAUUGCUUUUCUAGUAUUUAAAUCUUUUUAAUAAGGCAAUGUGUAUAAUGCUAUUGUGUAUUGUAUUGUAAAGUUAUUUUUAUACAGGUGUGGGAUGGGCUCUAUAUUGUUUUGCAGAAUUUGAAAAUAAAGUAUGACUAUGCCACAACA